UUGUCCUGGCUGCAGCCUGUCUUCACACUAACAGCAGCUUCGUCUGGAAGGUCAGACACAUGAUGGCAGCACCGAAGAAAGUCUGUGUGGUUGGCUCUGGCAACUGGGGCUCUGCCAUUGCCAAAAUUGUGGGCGCCAACGCAGCCAAGUAUGACCAGUUUGACACCACAGUCAACAUGUGGGUGUUCGAAGAGAUGGUGAAUGGACGUAAACUCACAGACAUCAUCAACACAGACCAUGAAAAUGUUAAAUAUCUGCCUGGUCACAAGCUGCCCCCCAAUGUGUUGGCUGUUGCAGACUUGGCUGAGUCUGUGAAAGGAGCUGACAUCCUGAUCUUUGUGAUUCCUCACCAGUUUAUUGUUAAAGUGUGCGACACUAUUAAAGACCAUAUCAAGAAGGAUGCUAUAGGCAUGUCUCUUAUCAAGGGUGUCGAUGCGAGUCCAGAGGGUCUGAAGCUUAUCUCAGAGAUCAUCCGAGGGAAACUGGGCAUCACCACGACAGUCCUAAUGGGAGCAAACAUCGCCAACGAGGUCGCUGACGAGAAGUUUUGCGAAACAACCAUCGGGUGCAAAGACAAGACUCAUGGGGCCGUGCUGAAGGACUUAAUGCAGACCACCAACUUCCGUGUGACUGUGGUGGAGGAGUCUGAUGUUGUGGAGAUCUGCGGGGCACUCAAGAACAUUGUAGCAGUGGGAGCAGGUUUCUGCGAUGGCCUUGGAUUUGGCGACAACACUAAGGCAGCAGUGAUUCGUCUUGGCCUGAUGGAGAUGAUCGCCUUCGCCAAGAUCUUCUGCACAAACUGCCCCGUCUCCCCCGUCACCUUCUUGGAAAGCUGCGGCAUCGCUGACCUCAUCACAACCUGCUAUGGUGGACGCAACCGCAAAAUCGGGGAGGCUUUCGCCAAAACAGGCAAAACUAUUGAGCAGUUAGAGAAUGAGCUGCUGAACGGUCAGAAGCUUCAAGGUCCAGCGACUGCAACUGAGGUGCACCAGGUCUUAAAACAGAAAAACAUGGUAGAAAAGUUUCCUCUUUUCACUGCUGUUUACCAGAUCUGCUUCAACGGCCACCCUGUCGCAGAGUUCAUCAAAUGUUUGCAGAACCAUCCAGAGCACAUGUGAAGGACUGAUGAAUGGGUGGAAGUUGGGAAAGCACUUUGACACUAGAACUACUGUAUAACCCAGGUGAUUAUAGGGGGGAGGGGAGGUAAAGACUGUGCCUAAUCUUGACUACUUUAAUGUUUGAAACUCGAA
Molecule: messenger RNA, 1250 nt
Organism: Larimichthys crocea (large yellow croaker)
Lineage: Eukaryota; Metazoa; Chordata; Actinopteri; Sciaenidae
Gene: gpd1b
Product: glycerol-3-phosphate dehydrogenase 1b
Exons: 8
Coding region: 60-1118 (352 amino acids)
Biological process (GO): carbohydrate metabolic process; glycerol-3-phosphate catabolic process
Cellular component (GO): cytosol
Molecular function (GO): glycerol-3-phosphate dehydrogenase [NAD(P)+] activity; protein homodimerization activity; NAD binding
Source: RefSeq, a predicted model, not a curated record